AUGGAGCUGCUUGAUAAAUUAUUUGAUCACGAUGUUUUAUUUUCAUUGACAAAACUGAUAUUAGAAGGGAUAGUGACUGGACCUAAUGUUGUUGCCAAGCUAUUAUCGGUGCUUUGUCAUCAGUGUUCAUAUACAUAUAUUGUUCAAUGGUUUGUGAAAACUACGAUAUCAUUAUCGGACACAAGUCGUAUUUUGUUAAAUGCAUUGCAACAAUUGAAAGGACGAAUACCAAUCGAAUUAGAAUUAUUUUUAUAUAAGGAUGAUUAUUCUAUUAAAGCUUUCACAUUACCACGAAAGGACAAAUAUUUAUGUGCUUAUACCUAUUUAAAUAAAAACAUUGUUCACGUACAAAGUCAUUGGUCAUGUACUUUAUCAACAGCUUUAAAUAAUCGUUUGACGUGUAUCAAUACAGUAGCAUUGAAUGGUAGAUCUUCUCAAGCCAAUCUCGAAUUUCUCUCUUACUUACUAACUAUAGUUUCUUGCCGUCAAAUUACUUCGCUUACAAUUUAUAAUUCAUUCGAUUUAUAUCAACUACGUUUGCUCUUAUCAAAAAUGAUUCAUUUACGUACUCUAGAGCUUUUUUAUCAAUUCGAUUAUGAUUUAGAUGAUGAAAGAAACAAGCAGAAUGUAAUCAAACUUUUCAAUAAUACUUCUUUAUGUAAUAUACUCAUGUCAAAUGGAUUAAAAAAACUACAUUUUUACACGAAUUGGGAAUGUCCAGAUACGAUAGGUAUUGUUUCUUUAAUUGUGAAACAAUUGCCACAUCUGGAAAUCAUGGAGUUAAACUGUCAUAAUGGUAGUCAAGUUCCUGAAAUAUUACAUAUACUAAUAAAUGGUCUGCCAAAAUUGAAUUUUAUCAUUUUUCAUGGUGUUUUAACUGGUGAAAAUGAACAGGAGUCAAAGAUGCGUGAUCUUCCGAAUCAUUGUAAACGUGCAUAUCGAAUGGAGGAUCUUCGAGAACACAUUAAUGCCCCAAUACUUCAUGUAUGGCUUCAAUAA
Messenger RNA from Rotaria socialis, 999 nucleotides. NCBI's taxonomy places the organism in Eukaryota, Metazoa, Rotifera, Eurotatoria, Philodinida, Philodinidae. The record is from the annotation of a GenBank genome assembly.